AUGCUGGAGAAAAUGCGUGAAGGGUAUAAAUCUCAGCGAAUCGUCGCAGCUCUGGACCAGGCUUCUGUUUGUUGCACCGUCUGUAAACUGACUUGCGCUCGCAUUGACUCGGUUGACCUUAAGGUAUUGCAAAAAUCGAGUCGAUUGCACCAUUUGCUCAGUUUAAGUCUCUCUUGGAAAAGGUGGAUAUUGUUCUGCAUUAUGGCACCCACUCUGGUAGUUCCACUGGUUUCAACCGGUAAUGUUCCUCAAUUGACCGUUGAUCUGCUUCUGCAUUCACUGUCGUCGGAGUUCAGCUUCGUUAGGUCGGUAGACUCUACACACUUACAUCCUUUCGUGGGACCGCUGGACUAUGUGUUAGAUCAGCCGGAGCCAGUGCUGUUCAAGAAAAGUGCACCAGAGAAGACGUACUCGACUGCGUUGGAAUUGUUUUAUAAUCAAUCCAAGGAUGUUUAUGUGCUGCAACAGCGCACCCCUGUGAUUCGGGGCUAUCUGAACAAUUAUGUGAAGGAUGUGAUCAUACCACUGAUCGAGGCACACGAUAUUGAAGACGUAGUGUUGUUGGACUCUUUUGGCAGUUUAGAUCAAGAUGUGGCGGAAGCGACGACGCUGUCGUCCAGAACAAGCAGUAAUUUCAUUUCAGAUGGGACCUGUGAGGUCGGAUCUGUGACCGAUAUCAUACGCAAUUUUCAGCAGAGUUUGAACUUGAACGAAAGAUCUGCUUCGAGCCUGCCUUGCUCUUUGUUCACGUUCUCCGCCGGAAGCAUCCAGCAAGAGAUUACGACUAAACAGCAGGUGUUUAACUUCGCGUAUCAUAUCCUUAAUGCCUCCCUGCCUACUUUGAAGCGUAUCAGAUAUUGCAGCGCAUAUGUCCAUGAAGGCGAUAACUCAGAGGAUGCGCAUCUGCUGUGCGAUCAUCUACCCCAUAUUAUCGCUUCGCUCGGCAAAAUAGUGAAUCAUACACCUCCCGUGUCGUGGAAAGGUGUCUACGGUUCGCGGCCAAUUCCUUCCUCCUAUGAUGAGGGUGUUUUCGUUUGA
Molecule: messenger RNA, 1038 nt
Organism: Torulaspora globosa
Lineage: Eukaryota; Fungi; Ascomycota; Saccharomycetes; Saccharomycetales; Saccharomycetaceae
Gene: ADD66
Product: Add66p
Exons: 1
Coding region: 1-1038 (345 amino acids)
Biological process (GO): proteasome assembly
Cellular component (GO): cytosol; nucleus
Source: RefSeq, a predicted model, not a curated record